Molecule: messenger RNA, 1792 nt
Organism: Eptesicus fuscus (big brown bat)
Lineage: Eukaryota; Metazoa; Chordata; Mammalia; Chiroptera; Vespertilionidae
Gene: TBX6
Product: T-box transcription factor 6
Biological process (GO): positive regulation of DNA-templated transcription; heart looping; vasculogenesis
Cellular component (GO): nucleus
Molecular function (GO): RNA polymerase II cis-regulatory region sequence-specific DNA binding; DNA-binding transcription factor activity, RNA polymerase II-specific
Source: RefSeq, a predicted model, not a curated record
AUGUAUCAUCCAAGAGAGUUGUACCCCUCCCUGGGGACCGGCUACCGUCUUGGGCCCCCCCAGCCAGUGACCGAGUCCAGCUUCCCGCCUGCCCUGGCAGAGGGUUACCGCUACCCUGGUGAGCUUUGGGAGGAGCUCCUACGCAGGGUGAGGGUUGCUGUGGACCUGGGCUGGCUCCUCAUUCUCCCCCCAUCUCCAGAUUUGGACACUCCCAAACUGGAUUGCUUCCUCUCCGGGAUUGAGGCUGCUCCCCGCACCCUGGCGGCUCCCCCACCUCUUCCCCCUCUGCCCCCAGCCCUGGGCACUGAGCCGUCUCCUCCGGCCCCAGAGGCCCUUCAUUCACUCCCUGGAGUCAGCCUGAGCCUGGAGAACCAGGAGCUGUGGAAAGAGUUCAAUUCUGUGGGAACAGAGAUGAUCAUCACCAAAGCUGGGAGACGCAUGUUCCCUGCUUGUCGAGUGUCAGUCACUGGCCUGGACCCUGAGGCCCGCUACCUGUUCCUUCUGGAUGUGGUGCCAGUGGACGGAGCUCGCUACCGUUGGCAGGGACGGCGCUGGGAGCCCAGCGGCAAAGCCGAGCCCCGCCUGCCUGACCGUGUCUACAUUCACCCCGACUCCCCGGCUACCGGUGCCCACUGGAUGCGGCAGCCUGUGUCUUUCCAUCGCGUCAAGCUCACCAACAGCACACUGGACCCUCAUGGCCACCUGAUCUUGCACUCCAUGCACAAGUAUCAGCCCCGCGUACACCUAGUGCGGGCCGCACAGCUUUGCAGCCAACAUUGGGGGGGCGUUGCCUCCUUUCGCUUCCCCGAGACCAUGUUCAUCUCUGUGACAGCCUACCAGAACCCACGGAUCACACAACUGAAGAUUGCAGCCAACCCUUUUGCCAAAGGUUUCCGGGAGAAUGGCAGAAACUGUAAGAGGGAGCGAGAUGCCCGUGUUAAGAGGAAACUGCGGGGCCCAGAGCCAACAGCCACAGAGGCCUAUGGGAGUGGAGAUGCACCAGGUGGUCCCUGUGACUCCACACUGGGCGGGGAUGUUCGUGAGUCAGAUCCAGAGCAGGCCCCGGCGCCCAGGGAAGCUGCCCCUGCCCCAGCUCCUCUGUGUGGUGGCUCGAGUGCUGAGGCCUACCUUCUGCACCCUGCAGCUUUCCAUGGGGCCCCCAGUCACCUUCCAACCAGGAACCCCAGCUUCCCUCAGGCUCCAGACUCGGGGCGCCCAGCCCCCUACUCAGCUGCAUUCCUAGAGCUGCAGUCUGGGCCCGGAAGCUCAGGAUACCCAGCAGCUGCACCCCCAGCACCCUUUGCCUCGCAUUUCCUCCAAGGGGGCCCCUUGCCCUUACCUUACCCUGGGGCCUAUCUGGAUAUGGGCUCCAAACCAAUGUACUGAGCCACUGCCAGGCCCCUCUGCCUCCCUCAGUCUUCCAUCACAAACUUCCAGCUCCCUUCCCCCAGGCUGUAGCCCCCUCACUUCCAUUGACCCCAUCCCCCACACCAAAUGGCUGCCUUGGGCCUCCUCCACCCCACUUCACACUUUGACUUCAUUCCCACCCCCCUCUGGCUUCAAAGCUCUGGCUAAGCUGCUGGGAGUCCAGCUGGGGCCAGCUUCCCCUCCCAGGCUCUCACCUCCGUGUGAAGAGAGGGAGGUUCUGCCUGGCCAAAUGGGGCCUUGGACCAGCACCACCAACUCCUGGCUUCACCCUUGGGCUCAGCUAGUCAUGAUUUCCUUGCCCCAGUGCGAGCCACACCAGAGUAUUUUUGUUAAUAAAACUCAAAAGACAUCAGUGCUCUGGAAA